Messenger RNA from Cokeromyces recurvatus, 1398 nucleotides. RefSeq names its product WD40-repeat-containing domain protein. NCBI's taxonomy places the organism in Eukaryota, Fungi, Mucoromycota, Mucoromycetes, Mucorales, Mucoraceae. The transcript has 8 exons. Gene Ontology annotation, cellular component: U4/U6 x U5 tri-snRNP complex. Gene Ontology annotation, molecular function: U4 snRNA binding; protein binding; U6 snRNA binding. The coding region runs from base 1 to 1398 and encodes 465 amino acids. The record is from RefSeq and is a predicted model, not a curated record. Gene Ontology annotation, biological process: mRNA splicing, via spliceosome.
AUGGAUAACGAACAAUCACAAAUUGCCAAAUUAACAGCAAAACCUCGAGUUCAUUUUGGUUCAUUAGAAGAUCAGGAAAUUGUUAAAAGAGCUCGUUUAGAAGAAACUCCUGUAAAAAGCAAUGGCAUUGAUCUUGAUGCUUUGGUUGAAAGUAAUGAACCUGCUUAUAGUGUCAAUGCAGGAGAGGCAGAUAGAGAAGCAUUAGAAGAAUUCGAACGAAGAAAAAGAGCUUUUCAAUUAGCUGUUCCUACAGAUGACGGACGUGUUAGACAAAGACUUCGUGAAAUCGGUGAGCCUCAAUGUCUUUUUGGUGAAGGUCCUGCUGAUCGACGUGAUCGUUUGAGAUAUUUACUUUCUAAAAUUCAAGGACACCAAGUCGAAAGUGAAGAAUCUGAAGUGGAGGAUUCUGAAGAGGAAGCUGAAGAAGAAUUUUUUACCCCAGGAUCAAUGGAGCUUUUAGAAGCAAGGAAAUGGUUAACAAAAUACUCAUUACCUAGAGCAAAAAAAAGAAACGAUAGACAGAAAGAAGAACAAAAUAUUCCUUUAGCAUUACUAAAAGCCAGUAGACAAGAGUUGCAUUCAAAACUUAAGGCAUAUACAAAUUGGUCUUCACAAAUUGCUGAUGACCGACCAGUUGCUCAAUGUUCUUUUAGUCCUGAUUCAAAACUAUUAGUGACAGGAGCCUGGUCAGGCCUUUGUAAGAUCUGGUCUGUGCCUAACUGUGAAUGCUUAAUGACAUUAAGAGGACAUAAUGAUAAAAUUGGUGGAGUUGUGUUUCAUCCACAAGCAACAUUAAGUCAGGAAAAAAAUGCACUUAAUUUAGCUUCUAGUGGAGCCGAUGGAGUAAUUCAAUUAUGGAGCUUAGCAAAAGAAACACCUUUAGCUAGUUUAAAAGGACAUGUUGGACGUGUUGCUCGUAUCAAUUUUCAUCCUUCUGGAAGAUAUUUAGGUAGUGCAAGUUUUGAUGGUACUUGGCGUUUAUGGGAUGUAGAAACAACACAAGAAUUAUUAUUGCAAGAAGGACAUUCAAGAGAAGUAUAUGCUAUUUCAUUUCAAUGCGAUGGUAGUUUAGUAGCAACAGGUGGAUUAGAUGCUAUUGGUAGAAUUUGGGACACAAGAACAGGCCGAUCUUCGAUGACACUUGAGGGACAUAUGAAGGAUAUUGUGGGUUUGGAUUGGUCACCUAAUGGAUAUCAUUUAGCUUCAGCUAGUGCAGAUAAUACUGUUAAGAUUUGGGACCACAUCAAUCACUUGUGUCAGAUGUCAAAUAUAGUAAAGGUGUUCCUAGUGGAAACAAUAACAAUGCUUCAGAUCCUCAUAAUAUUGCAGGCUUAUACCUUACUACCUCUGGCUAUGAUGGUUGUGUUAAGAUCUGGUCAGGUGACGAUUUUAAAUUAA